This is a messenger RNA of Bombyx mandarina (wild silkworm), 1666 nucleotides long. RefSeq lists its product as uncharacterized. Gene Ontology annotation, cellular component: transcription regulator complex. Lineage: Eukaryota; Metazoa; Arthropoda; Insecta; Lepidoptera; Bombycidae. Gene Ontology annotation, molecular function: transcription coregulator activity. The record is from RefSeq and is a predicted model, not a curated record. Gene Ontology annotation, biological process: regulation of transcription by RNA polymerase II.
GGAAUGCAAAUGACAGGGCAAGCAUAUUUUAUUUAUAAAUUUCAUCUAGAAGCAAAUUCUUUAAUCGACGAAGGUUACUUGUGGAAGAUGCCUUCCAUCACAACUGAAGAGCAGAAUGCCACCAAUAACGCAACCUCCGAAGGACCUGAUCAAAAUGAUAAAAUGUGGAAUGCUCUCAAACGGUACAUACUACGAGAAAGACAGAGAAAAAAAGAAGAGUACGAGGCAGAAGUAGAGGAAGAAAGAUUGAGAAAGGAGAAAGAAGCCAGAGAGAGACAAGAUGUAAUGACUCUUGAGGAAACGAAAGAGCAGAUUGACCAGUUAGAACAAAAAUUGAAACAGCUUGAGAAGGAGAAACAACAAUUGUUCAUGCGGCUUAAAAAAGUCCUCAAUGAAGAUGUUAGAAGGAGACAGAAAGAGACCAAUGAAAUGCAACCAAUGAAAAUGCAGCAAAUGGGUAACAUGCCAAUGCCAAUGUUCUCGAUGCCUCCACAGCCAGGACAGGGUGAGCCUCCUCCCAAUCAGGGUAGGCCUCCACCACAUAACACACAUAUACUAAAUAAGCAACACGGACAACAGAUGGUCCGACCUAUGCAAUCUGGUGUGAAACGACCACGGAGUCCCUCACCUACGUAUGCAUUGUAUGCACACAGAUUACACCAGCCUCCCAUGAAACAUCAACCUGUUUACUCUGACCAUAAAGUAGAGGAUGGUCGCAUGGGUCGUCCGAUGACACGCGCCGUGCUCUGGAACAAAACGUCUCAGUACGGAUCGAACGUGGGUCAGUCGUCGGUGUCGUCCGGCGGGUACUACAGCAUGCCGUCGUCGGGCGUGGUGCCGGACCGGCCGCCGCCGCUGCUGUACGCGCACCACGCGCACACGCCGCACACUCCGCACACGCCGCACCACGCCAACCUCAUGUACGCGCCCGCCCCGCAGCCCCCGCAGAUGUACCUCGACAUGCUCAAGAACAGGGACGGGCAGCAUCAGGACCAGAAGAAGGACGGCCAGCAACCUCAAGUACUAAUCGGGCUGAGCGACGCCCACCCGUCCGUGAGCAGCGGCGUCGCCUACCAGCCGCCGGUCAGCAGACACCUGUCCAUCCACCCCCAGCAGCAUAACAAUAUGCAGGGCCCAAAACCCGGCAGCAUAACCCAGGGCUACCCGGUGCAGCAGUCCAACCAGAACCCGAACAUGUAUCCCAGCAGACACCGUUAUUAGCUGUUGCUUUUCAAACAGCACCUCGCCAAACAAACACCGUAGCGCCGCCCCUACCUACUAGGGAUGUAGCGAUGUUAUACGUGGAACGAUAAUCGAUUAUAAGUUAUCGAUACUUUUUAUUGCAUUUUUUUAAUCGGUUUUUAAGCUAGUGAGUGUGUUAUUAGGGCCAUGGUGGAAGUUAAAUAUUAUAAAUCGCGUUAUUGUUAGUAUACAUGAACGAGGGAAUGGAAAUAAUUUCGACAUAACAUAACAUUUUUACUAAACGUUUAACGUUAAUUUGUUAAGUUACUUUUAGAUUAUUAUUUUUAAUAUGGCAUCAAAAUGAUUUACAUAAAUAUAAGUUGCUAAAUUACCCACGUAUUGACGUCGUUCGAAUAACAGUGAAGAGAAAAUAGACAAUACAGUUUGUUUGUGCAGUGUUGUUAGACUCGUUUGUAACAGUCCG